AAACGCUGUCAAUCGUACAUCGGAUAUUGGUUGCUAUUGGAUAUUUUUUAUACCAUGUACAAAACUUUAAUGUUAAAGCCUUUUUAUUAUUUGUGUGCCAUAAUAAUAAAUUUGAAUCUUGCGAACUCCACGUUUCUCUUCACCACAAACUCCGAGUACGGGGUAAUUUUGACUCAAGUGCUUUUGAGCUUUGUCUGUAAAACGGUUUUUGACUUCCAGAUAUUCAUGGCCAUAUCGGUGCCCAUUGGCUUGCCGCAUCGCAAUGUUUUUUUGUCCUACAAUUACGAGUUCAAUUACUAUCAACCGGAGCACGUGUACAAAUAUCCUCCGAUUUUGAUGGGUCAAGACUUCGAGGAUAGUUAUCUGACAUAUCCGACCACGGGACGAGAUGCAAAUGGUCGGAAUUGUAUGAACUGCACGGAUUGGAAAAUAAUGGAAAAUAGCACCAACUUAAAAAAUUCUUCAACAGAAGCUGCAUCGCGUGAAAAGCGAGCCUUAACUCUAAUGAGUCGCUCGGUUUUUUAUGCCAUGUUGAGGGAUAAGUUAAGGAGAUCAGGAUUUCCAGCUGAAGCCUGUUUACUGCGCCUUAUAUGCGAUUCAAAUGCCUCUCAACUGGGCGAUGUUAAUGGAUUUUUGGGAAGCCUAGUACACAUUAUAUUCAGUCCCAGCAGCUCCAAGGAAGAGCAUUUGCCGCAUGUGUAUUACCAAGCCGAAUGGGAUGGUCGAGAGCAUCAGGAUUGCUCUGCUUAUGCCAAAAACUGUAAGGAAAACAUCUUGGAUCUGAUUUCUGUGCCACUUGAACAGGCUUUAAGCGAUAUUUUAAGUCGACGCAGGUGA
Molecule: messenger RNA, 837 nt
Organism: Drosophila ficusphila
Lineage: Eukaryota; Metazoa; Arthropoda; Insecta; Diptera; Drosophilidae
Exons: 4
Coding region: 55-837 (260 amino acids)
Source: RefSeq, a predicted model, not a curated record